GACGUCAGUUUCUCCCGCGCGUAGCGCGGCAUCAGGGCCCACAAGCAUAGAUCUCGCCUUCGGGUAGUUGGCUAUAAAUGUCUGCGACCCCAACACGCUCGCCCACCGUCCCACCUGCCCACUGUCCCGCUCGCCUGCCGUCCCGUUCGCUCCUGCCAGUGGUCGCCUGCCGCCUCGCUCGCUCGCCCGACCGUACGCCUGUUCUUGCUCGGCUACCCGCGCUCGCCUUCUCGCCUGCUCGCACGCAGCUUCUCGCCCGCCUGUCCGCUCUUGCCAUCCCUCACCCGCCUGCCCGAUCUCGCUGUCCACUCUCUCUGCUCUGGAUGGUCAGGUAGGGUCAGGUCAAUCAGAAUCGAGCUCCGCUAGAU
Molecule: messenger RNA, 368 nt
Organism: Fomitopsis serialis
Lineage: Eukaryota; Fungi; Basidiomycota; Agaricomycetes; Polyporales; Fomitopsidaceae
Exons: 1
Coding region: 78-335 (85 amino acids)
Source: RefSeq, a predicted model, not a curated record